Molecule: messenger RNA, 1596 nt
Organism: Seminavis robusta
Lineage: Eukaryota; Bacillariophyta; Bacillariophyceae; Naviculales; Naviculaceae
Source: the annotation of a GenBank genome assembly
AUGCUGCCAACAGUUUCUGCUGGGGCGCCAAGUGGGAGUCCCACAACAGCAACUCAAGCACCCACAGCACAGCCAACCAUUUCGCCAACCAUGCUGCCAACAGUUUCCGCUGGGGCGCCUAGCGCGAGCCCCACAACAGCAAACCCAACAAGAGCUCCAACCCAAUUUCCAACAGUCUCGCCCACUAAAUCUCCAACAAGUCCACCCACAAGCAUAUCAACUGCACCUCCAUCCAAUGCCACAACUCUCGGCCCUACCGAGGCACCCUCUGCUCAACCGACAACACCAACACCUACCGGGACCCCUACUGAAGUGCCCACUGCACAGCCAACCAAGGUGCCAACUAUGUUGCCAACAGUUUCUGCUGGGGCGCCUAGUGCGAGUCCCACAACAUCAAGUCCCACAAGAUCUCCAACCCUAUCUCCAACCGACUCACCCACAAAGUCUCCAACAAGCACACCAACUGCGCCUCCAUCCAAUGCCCCAACAGGAGUACCUACAACCCAGCCAACAGAGAAGCCAACCAAUGCACCCACUUCUUUGCCUACUGUUUCUCCCGGUGCCCCAACGAAGUCUCCGACAAAAUUGCCAACAGGAGUACCAACCAAGUUUCCCACCAAUACUCCAACCAAGAUGCCAACAAGUGCUCCAACCAAACCACCAACGACACAGCCAACCAAUGUACCCACAGACACUCCAACUGUUCUUCCAACAAGACAACCCACCAACCUGCCUUCGAAUGUUCCAUCCUUGCUUCCCAGCAGGGCUCCAUCUGCUGUGCCAUCUACAAUUCCGAGCAGAAUCCCAUCUGUUGUCCCUUCGAAAUCUCCUUCUUCUUCACCAUCAACUUCACCAUCCGAUGCACCUUCUACAAUUCCAAGCAGUAGUCCAUCUACAAUCCCUAGCAUCAGCCCCUCCGAUUUUCCAUCAUCAUUCCCUAGCAUGGUUCCAUCAGACAUGCCUUCUACAAGUCCAAGCACCAGCCCCUCGGAUGUGCCUUCUACAUCUCCUUCUGCUGCACCUUCAACUUCUCCCUCUGAGGUGCCCUCAAAGAGCAGCAGCCCAUCUGAUGUGCCUUCGAUGUCUCCUUCUUUUGCCCCAUCAACUAUGCCAUCACGUGAACCUUCUACAAGGCCAAGUAGUAGCCCAUCCGCACUCCCUAGCAUCAGCCCUUCAAAUUUUCCAUCCUUGCUUCCCAGCAGGGCUCCAUCUGCUGUGCCAUCUACAAGUCCAAGCAGAAUCCCAUCUGGUGUUCCUUCCAAGUCUCCUUCUCUUCACCAUCAACUUCACCAUCCGAUGCACCUUCUACAAUUCCAAGCAGUAGUCCAUCUACACUCCCUAGCAUCAGCCCCUCGGAUGUUCCAUCAUCAAGCCCGAGCAUGGCUCCGUCAGACGCACCUUCUAAAAGUCCAAGCAGUGGUCCAUCUACACUCCCUAGCAUCAGCCCCUCGGAUGUUCCAUCGUCAAACCCCAGCAUGGCUCCAUCAGAUGUGCCUUCUACAAUUCCAAGCAGAAGCCCAUCAACACUCCAAGCACCAUUCCCUCACAUGUUCCAUCAUCAAGCCCGAGCAUGGCUCCAUCAGACGCACCCUCUAA